UGCCGUGGGUUCAAGUGUCGUGCAUGCUUCUGUGUUCUCUCUGUAACUCUAUUCUCUGCUUUGCACAUUUGCAUGCACAUCUUUUUCUGUCUCUAGAAACACUACUUAUUCUGCUCAAGCCGUUUAGUCUUCUUCAGGAAUCAUCCACUUCACCAGAACCUGAUUGGCGCCGCCAUUCUACCGUUUACUUCCGUUGACCCUUCAGAUUCUGGUCAAUAUGCCUUGGGACAGCAAAUUGAGAUCGGUAUUCGGUAAAGCUUGAUGUGUUACGUUACAUUCAACAGAUUGAACGAGUGCCUUUCUGUUUCAAAGGGUUGAUUUUUGGGAUAAUGGUGUCAAAAUUUUGCUUGAACGAGUACUGUCGCUCAACGACGUCGUUUGAAUGGAAACAAGGUUGGGGCUUGAAAUCAGGUGGAUUUGCUGCGCUCUGUUACAACUGCGGAUCUGCAUAUGAAAAGGUAGCUUUUUGCGAGACAUUCCACUUGGAUGAAUCUGGCUGGAGGGAAUGCAGAAUGUGUAGAAAGCGUAUUCACUGUGGGUGCAUCAUGUCAAAAUAUCUGUUUGAAUACAUGGACUUUGGAGGCAUUGGGUGUUUGAGCUGUACAAGGUGCUUGGGAGGUCACACUAUAUUUCCAGUACAGUAGUGAGAUCCAGGCGAAAGGGGCAGAAGGAUAAAACUUACUCUAAUGUAUGUUUAAAAACCCAACAAAGCAUGUUAUUGCAAUGGUUAAUGGUUAUGCUGGGACUAGCACUGUAAGGGCAUCUCCAAUAAAAACCCCAAAAAUCAGAUACCUAAUGAGGAUCCUCCUAGUGGUAUAUUCGCCAUGAAGAACAGUGCAGAUACACAUACUCUUCUUGUUGAAAAUAGAACAGAUCAAACCUUUUUUUGAAAACGGAAGGCUUUUGCAAUUUGGAAACAGUACAGAGAAAUCUGAAAAUGACAAAAUUAAACAAGAGGAAUCAAUAAUUCCUGCCAUGGAUGUCAGCAGGUUGUGCUUUUCAAACCUUAACCAGCAAUCUCCCAAAACUUCUUUACUUGAAAAGGCAGAAAGUUGCAUACCGAAUACGACACUUAAGGAUCAGCUAUCUCUAAAUUUCUUUUUGACCACACCCAUGGGCAAUUCAGGCUCUAUACUACCCAUUUCUUCUGGGGUUUCUCCAUUCCAACAAGGGCAGACAGCACACAAUAUCUUUCCAAAGGCCCCUAAAGCUAGCUCAAGUUCGGGGUUUGAAUCAAAAUGUGGAAUAUCUACACUGACAGGUGUUGCAAGGCCAUCGUCUGAAGGGAGGAGCAGUAAGAAUCAGUUCCUGCCUAGAUAUUGGCCCAGGAUUACAGACCAAGAACUGCAGAAACUAUCUGGAGACUUGAAAUCCAGUAUAGUGCCUUUGUUCGAAAAGGUUCUGAGUGCCAGUGAUGCUGGUCGGAUUGGUCGUUUGGUCAUCCCCAAAGCAUGUGCUGAAGCAUAUUUUCCAUAUAUUACCCAGUCCGAAGGAAUACCCAUAAGGGUGCAGGACGUAAAAGGGAAAGAGUGGAUAUUUCAGUUCAGAUUUUGGCCCAAUAACAACAGCAGGAUGUAUGUUCUAGAGGGCGUUACCCCCUGUAUACAGAAUAUGCAAUUACAAGCUGGUGACACAGUUACUUUCAGUAGAAUAGAUCCUGGCAGGAAACUAUUUAUGGGCUUCCGGAAGGCAGUGAAUUAUGCUGAAACACAGGAUUCUCAAAAUGCAACCAUUGCCAAUGGUGGAUGUUCUCCUGAAAGUCCAGAUUUUGCUCCCACUGAAAACUGUGCUACAAAUGUAGGAAAAGAAACUGAUGAUUCCUUGCAAAUAAAUGUGAUCGUUCCCGAAAAGAAAAUUAAGAAAACAGGGAGCAAAAAUAAGAGGCUCUUGCUAAACACUGAAGAUGCUAUAAAGCUGAAGAUCACUUGUGAAGAAGCUCGGGAUUUGCUCCGCCCACCUCCAAAUGUUAAUCCAACCAUUGUUGUGAUUGAGGACUGUGACUUUGAAGAAUAUGAUGAACCACCCAUUUUUGGAAAGAGGACGGUCUUCACCACUGCAUCAUCUGGGGAGCAGGGACAGUGGGCCCAAUGUGACAGUUGCUUCAAAUGGCAUAGGCUGCCUACACACGUUCUCCUUCCAGCAAACUGGACUUGUUCUGACAAUACUUGGGACUCAAACAGAUCUUCUUGUUCUGCCGCAAGUGAGAUGAAUAAAAAACAACUUGAUUCAUUCCAUAGAGCUUGCAACAAGGGAGAAACCAAAAGAGGAAGAGUCUCGGAAAGUGGCAAUGAUUGUGAGACUUAUGCUGGCCUAGAUGCGUUAGCAUGUAUUGCAGUGUUGGGAGAUGACAGCAUUGGCGGUGGUGGUGGUGACUUGGGGGCUAGCGAGCCUUCUACCACAAAGCAUCCUCGGCAUCGGCCUGGUUGCACUUGCAUUGUUUGCAUCCAACCACCCAGCGGGAAGGGCAAACAUGAUCCCACCUGUAAAUGUAUUGUUUGCUUGACCGUCAAACGCCGGUUUAAGACUCUCAUGCUGCGUAAGAAGAAGAAAAAAUCCGAACGUGAAGCAGAUAUUGUGCAAGAGAAGGAUAAAACUCUUCCAGACAUUGAUGUUUCUAUUGAUGGACCCAGUUUGGUGCAACAUGCGUGUUAUCCAGAGAAUGAUGACUAUCCAAACGGAGAUCGUGGGAAUAGCAAGGGGCAGUUGGACCUGAACUGCCAUCCUAAUGAGAGCCAGGCACCUGAAGGGUAGGGCAACAUACAAACAUAUACUACGUACUACGUAUGUGUUUACAUAUUCUUUCUAUCGAUUUGUGCAGGGUACGAGCAUUCCUUUUGUUUUUAGUUGGGUUUCCUGGUCUUGUAUGAAAGUUUACAUCAUUGUAUACUAUACUCUGUAUGAUGCGACACACAGCCCCUAUUGGUGUUAAAUUUUCUAGGUAGGAUUGCCUUCGUUGUAUUGUACAUGGGAAGUUGCUAACAUGGGGUCACUUUUGUCUUCCACUACGUGUUCAUUAUGAGAAAUCUCAUAUGAUUUAAUUUUGUAACUUGUUACGCG
Cuscuta epithymum is the source of this 3057-nucleotide messenger RNA. The record is from the annotation of a GenBank genome assembly. Lineage: Eukaryota; Viridiplantae; Streptophyta; Magnoliopsida; Solanales; Convolvulaceae.